Ectocarpus siliculosus is the source of this 3636-nucleotide messenger RNA. The record is from the annotation of a GenBank genome assembly. Lineage: Eukaryota; Phaeophyceae; Ectocarpales; Ectocarpaceae.
AUGGUGGAAAACAGCCGAACAGAAAAUACGGCAGGGUCGACGGCGGAGAAAGUCGAUGAAGUUCAUGCUGUUGCAUCUUUUGGGGCCAUUUCUGUGUCUUCCCUCAAGCUUGGAGUGGCAGAGGACCUCGAUGGGGCAGAAAGACCAAUCGUCAUUCGCUUGAGCGACCAGCAUGGGAACCACCGAGAAACAACCCCGCGGACCUGUUCCAACGUCAACCCAUUGGCGCCGAGCGAUGGCAGAGCCACAGCGUGGUGCGAAGAGCUUCAGAUGCCCAUUCUUCCCGGUGUGGACGCGAUUCUCUUCGAGAUUUUUCUCGUAGCCAAGCCCGCCUACACCAACCACGGAUGCGGCAAUCCCGAGACGACGGAUACCAUCGGCAGCGGCGGCAGCGUGCCCACGCGCCGCGAUAGACUAGGACCCGCCAACCCUGCGGACCACCACCACGAACCACAACAAGGUUCAGGGUCGACCGAAGGGGGUUGCAAAACACCCCGGAGCGGGGGAGCCCCAGCUGAUCCGAAUCGAGAGUCCCAACCCUACGCUCUCAUUGGCGCCGUGGCGCUCCUGCUGUCGGAGGUCGUAGGGGCGUGGCGCACGAUGGAGUCGCCGCUGUUCGACAUAGCGGGCGGCGUUGCCGGCAGGAUCAGGAUGGCCGCCAUAAUUGUCGGGCGACCGAACCCAGGGCCUGGAGGACCUCUCGAGGGCGAAAGGCGUCGAAGCCGCGGAGACGCAAAGAGAAGUGAACCUCCAUCAGCGCUUGAAGAUGAUGACUGCACGCCAACGAGACUCCCGGCGGCAGAAGUAGCAGAGGCAGAGCGAGGCGGGCCGUGCGGCUGCCGGCGGAAAUCGGAGUUUUCACCUACAUCGCCCUGUUGCUGUCGCCAGCAUGGAAGAAGAGGAAGCGGAGGAAGCGGCAGCAGGGGCGGGCUGCCUCCUUUCUCGCGCAGCGAAGAUCCAGCGGGGAUUCCUGCUGAGCAAGGCGACUUGCUGGGGGGGGCACCAGCAGCAGCAAAGGUGGGGUGCUGUUCGAGGGUAGGAGCGGUCGAGAUGGUGCCCAAAGCGGUGAUACUCUACCGCGGGAUGAAGCUCCCCUUCCGAUGGCUCAGGAGCGGCACAGCAAGGUUGAUGGAUAAAUCCCUCCGACAAAUGCUUGGCAUCAACGACACGUCCAUCGCGUCCCCAGCAUUGUACGACGUGGACAACGGCGGUUCAUCUUCUUCGCCGCAGCACGUCCGCUCUUCGCGGUCCAGCCGGCGAGUCGGAGCUACUGGAUUUGGGCACGAUGACGGUCAGGGUUUACGACCUCAGCUGUCCCUCCCGAAGAAAAACGUCUGCCCGAGUGGAGCUCCAUCUGCUAUUCGGAGGAGUGCCUCUGACGGGAGCUUGCGCCGCUUCAUCCAACACGCCGUCGUCACAACAACUACCGGGGACGGCAUCGUAGCGGGACUAGCAAAAAUAUCUCUAGGUUGUGCAUGUCUAAACAGUGUUACCGGUGAGAGUGAUGUCGCAUUUUGGAAAAAGGGCAACUUCGCAAGAGAGGUAACAGAGCGACAGCAACGGCUAACCCGCAAGCGGGAGGAGAAGAAUGCCGAAGAGGAAAAACAGCGCCGGCUAGAAACAGAGCACGCAAAGGCGGUGGCAGGCAGGCUGGCUCAUCGCGUGCUCUGCCGUGUCCGCCGGACGCGGGUCCUGGCGCUCGCGCUGUGGAGAUGGAGGUUGCAGGCGUCGAAGCUGAAACUGCAGCAGGACAUGGAGGAGAAGCAGGGACGCGAACACAAGCAGGCCAUAGCACUUCUGGAAGGUCUUCGAGAAGAAGUCGCUUCGCUGACGGCGACGGCCUACGAGGGACUGGUGGCGGUUUCAAUCGACGCCCUAGAGAGAGACUUGAACGACAGCGACGCGGCCGACCAUCAAGGAAUGACCGGCCAAAGCGUUAGCAACGCCACCACUCCAGAUGCGCUGGACAAGGAAGGCGUAGAUCGUGCCGCGACUGCGCUGAAAACGGACAUCGCCCGGUUAAGCCGACUACGAGCGGAGAGAAAUAAGUGCGUGGAAGAGCGCCUCGUCGAGAUCCACGCCAUCAAGGAUGCUGCAGCAGCUUGUGACGGGCCUCCAACACCCACCGUCGCCGCCGCUUCCACCGCACACAUCAAGCACGCAGCGGCCUCUAGGACCCCCGCCAAAACUCGAGCCGGCGGAGCAGGCACCGGAAACGACGGCGACCCCAACAACAGCCCCAGCGUUAAUGGUCCUGGCGAGCACGGUGGCACUGGCGCGGCGAACGCCGAGCAACGCGCCUCGUUCUCUGCCGCCGGCCAGCUGGGAAGAGGGGGAGGGACCAUUCACCGCUCCGAGCGAGAUUUUUCUGAACAUGCGUUUCGUGGGGGCAGCGGUGAUGACCGUCUCACGUUCCACGCGCCAUCUCCGUCGCCUUCGGCAACGACAAAGAGCGCCGGCAUCAAAGGUAGCGGAUCUCGAGGGCGCAGACAGGCGGCGGCGGCGGAUGCGCGGGCGGGCGACGUGUGGGAGAGCAUCCGCAACAAGGACGACGCGAUCCUCGAGAAUUUCCUUACUCGGCACACCCGGCACGCAUUCGAGCUGCUAGGGGGUAAGGCGAGGCUAGCUCAUGCUCGCGCAAGAGGGGUCUACGAGAAUGAAGAGGGGACGGGGGGGGCGCGGCUGUGCGACGCGGAUUCCGGGUGGGGUUCCAGCUUGCUGUGGGCCCUGUUUCGACAUUUUUCGGACUGUUCUCUCUCGUCUCCGACCAGCCUCCAGCGGUGGUCGAAACCCGUCACGGCGGGUUCAGUCUCGAGGGAAACGGCGACAGCGAAAACUUUUUCCGACGUUCGCGGAAGCCCCCGAGAGCCAUCAGCCUCCUCGAUCGACCCCCCGCGGGCGAGUGAAUCAGGUCGAAGUCGGCGAAAAACUCGAUGCCUCCCACCAGAAGGGCUGAACUUCAGCCAGUUUGAAACCGCCCUCGAAGGCGUUCUCGAGGUGUUGACAGUAGGUUCCGGAGAACCCUGCUUUGGUUGUGGCGGUGGUGGCAGGGAAGAUGAUAGCGAAAAGAAUAUCGUCGGUUACGGGGGUAUCGGUGAGGGUGGGGAGGGUGAUAUCGGCAGUGUGGUUGGUGGUGGAAACGCAAUCCGACAACGAACGGUGACAAUGGCGCAGAGGUUCGCGAUGGCCGGUGUUGUUCAACUGGCAAAGGAGCUGGCUACGAAAGAGUUACUCGCCAGAGAUUGCCAUGCGAGAGAGACUUUCGCUCUGCUAGAUCCUUCUCUCCAGUAUAUCUUGGACGUCAACGAACAGAUCCUCCACGAGAUCUUCGCGCACUACUGCCGUAGGUACGCACUGUCACCAAUCCUUCCCCGCGGCGACAAUGAUUCUGCCGUCCCCGGAAGAGCCGAGGGUGGAAGUGAUCUCGGCGGUGUAGGGCGAGGCGGCGGCGACGGGGGGAGAAGCGGGUCGGACAUAGUACCACGAAGGACUGCGCUCGGUCUACGUUUCGAAGGAGGAACGGCGUUCGCGAGAGAAUUCGGGCUCACGACGGUGGUGGGUGGGAGCAUCGGCGCCUUGCCUGCAUGCCUGCAUGCCUGCCAGCUGAGGCUGCAGUUGUUGCUCAAACCUACGUAG